Molecule: messenger RNA, 639 nt
Organism: Pseudocercospora fijiensis CIRAD86
Lineage: Eukaryota; Fungi; Ascomycota; Dothideomycetes; Mycosphaerellales; Mycosphaerellaceae
Exons: 2
Coding region: 1-639 (212 amino acids)
Source: RefSeq, a predicted model, not a curated record
AUGUCCAAGCGAGGAGUCAAUGAGCUAUUCAUGAUCGACGACGAUGAAGGAGAAGAUCCAAGAAAUUCCGAGCCGCCGCCCCGAGAUGGACCUGAGAGGACUGGCCCUGGUAGACCAAAGGCUGGGCCGCCAGAGAGGAAGAGACAGCGCUCCGAAGCGCGGUCACGAGCUUCGACCGCUGGGGCAACUCCUGUCGUUGAAGACUUGACCGAUGACAACAUCAUGUUCAUCGAAAUCCCCGGCGAAAAACUCCUCCGCCUAAAAAAAGAAGAACUCCUAGAUUUCAUCAAGAACAAAGGCACCGAAAUCUUCUGCGAAGCUUACGAAAAGUGCUUGAACGAAAAAUUAAAAACAGCAUUGAAAGAUCGUCCCGACACGUUGCGACUUGGGAAUAAAGUCAAGAUUAUCAACAGAUACGAGACGGUCUGGAAGAAGGAACUCAGUACGGCGAGAAAUCUGAUUGCUAAGGAGAUGGAUGAUCUUGAAGCGAUCUUGCCUUCGCUUCAUUGGCCUUCCCAAAGGGCGCAGUUCCAACGUGACUUCAUUGGGCCUGUGGAGCAACGCCUCGCAAGGGCGGAGAAGGGGGUUAAGACUUUUGCGGCGUUGAUUAGAAAGCUUCAAGAUACGUCGAAUGUUUGA